Molecule: messenger RNA, 2087 nt
Organism: Pimephales promelas (fathead minnow)
Lineage: Eukaryota; Metazoa; Chordata; Actinopteri; Cypriniformes; Leuciscidae
Gene: tmem119b
Product: transmembrane protein 119b
Biological process (GO): ossification; positive regulation of osteoblast proliferation; positive regulation of osteoblast differentiation
Cellular component (GO): plasma membrane
Source: RefSeq, a predicted model, not a curated record
UUUCUGGGACAGAGUAGAAGCAGAAGAAAAAAAGAGGAGGAGGGGAGAACUAGAGUUUCUUCCCCCCCUCACCAAUCCAACUGUUCUUCAUCGUGCAGUCUGUAACAACAGACAUUCAGCUUGAGAGGAGGAAACAGCAGAAGCGUCCUUCUCCAUGUUAGAUCAUCUCCAGUCACAUGUUUUAGAACUUCAGCACUUGAAAGUAUUCAGUCACAGGAUGGACCACUCAGCUCUCCGAUGCCUCAUCGGCCUGUCCGUCACUCUGCUAACCAGGCACUCUGCGAAUGGCACUCCAGUCAUUUUAAAUGACUCUAUGGAGGGCAGUGGGCAGUCGGAAUCUGAGAGCACAGACCUGAUCCCCACACCUAGCAUUUCCUCCUUCCUCAAUGAAUCGGUGAAGACCACCUCCAUAUAUGGAGAAAAACAUACCAAAUCGUUCUUGAAUCAGAUGGUAGACUUCUUAAAAGAGAACCACCUUCCCAUAAUUGUCAUUACCACUUUACUUUUGCUCAUCCUCACCAUCCUCUGCUCGGCUGCCAUCUUGAGUCACCGACGUAAAGUCAGCACCUACUACCCUUGCGCUUUCCCCUCCAUGAUGUAUGUGGACGAGCGAGACAAGACUGGAGGAGUGCGCAUCUUUAACGAAGUCCCGGAGAAAGCCAACACCAGAUCCACUGAGGAGCCGGUGAAUUCAGCCAGGCAGCUCCAGGAGGACAUCAUGCUGGCUACCAAGAACCUCCGAACUCCAGCCAAGAGUCCAUGGAAAGGGAAGAAUGAAACGGCAGAAGAUCAAAAAUCUGCCGAUGACAAGGAACGUCCUCAGUGCGACAAGAGUCAAGAGAAUGGCUGUGGCCUGCUUGAGGACAAGACCACAAAUCAGUCUGCCAUUGAGGAUUCUGUGGAAAAGAGCAGCCCCAGCAGGUCCCAGGACAGCGUCCCUGCUUGUGACAUGGAAAAGACUGACCCCUCGGACUCUGGGCCCCCUGAAGAGAGCAAACAUCCAUCUGGGCCAGAGAAUUCAGAGAUACAAGAGAACACGAACAAACAGGAAGUUGCUACUUCAGACUCACCAUUUAUCAGUGAAGAGAAAACAGCAUUUUAGUUUGGAAACACUUACAUAAAUACUGACAAAAGAGUACUUAUCGAACACAUUGUAAAACUAAAGAAUGCAGUAUGAAAGUUUAUUGAUAUAAUCGGUAGCACUUUAUUUCACAGUCCUGUUCCUAUGUACAUACUAUGUACUUAUUAUAGUAAUUGCAAUAACUGGGUAAUAACUAGGUACUAACUCUGAAUCUACCCCCAACCUUAACUCAUUUAAUUAGCUUAUAUUACCCAAUACUUUUUUAGGCAAGUACACAUGAGCGCAUGUACUGUAAAAUAAAGUGCAACCAAAUUAUCUGAUUUUCUUCAGGAAAAUGUAUGACUUUAACAUUUUGUCUGUGAGUGUUUACUUUGAUGUACCAAAUAUAAAUGUACUCUGCUUAAAAUUAGUAUUUCAAUUUACUUAAAUGUAAAUGAUAUGAACAGAUGCCAUUUGGGCAAGACUUUAACAUAAAAAUUGCAUUUUAAGCAUUAGUUCUUGUGAAUCUCUUUUCAUUUGACGUGUUGAUGACUAUUCUUGUUUUCCUUACUCUUUUUUUUAUUAGUGAUGAUGACAUUCAUAAAGACGGGAAGGCUUAUACAUGAAGAAUGCUAUUUUAUGUCAUUUAAUGUUGUCUUUUCUAAUGUCUCACAACUUUGUAAUGUGCCGCAAACACACACACACACACCCAAAAAAUAAACCAAGCACAUUUGCUACUCCAAUUAAGGAGAGGAGCCUCAGUAUAGAAAAGAUUUGCUGUGAGCCAGGUUAUUGUUUACAUACUCUGGCUCUAAAUAUUUCCUUUCAAGGUCGAGCGGUAUUGAGCCACAGCUGCUGAAUGCCACAAAGUCCCAGUUUAGUCUAAAGAUCAGUUAGUCUCAACAUGUACUUUAUGAAGAGCACAAUAUCCUCAAUAAAUCAAUAAACUUGACUUGAUCUUUAUGGGACUUGAGCAGUUGAGUCAAACUUCUUAAUUUUAAUGUUCAAGGUAAAAAAAAAAAAAAAA